Racocetra persica is the source of this 290-nucleotide messenger RNA. NCBI's taxonomy places the organism in Eukaryota, Fungi, Glomeromycota, Glomeromycetes, Diversisporales, Gigasporaceae. The record is from the annotation of a GenBank genome assembly.
AUGAACAUGAUGUGUAAAAAUAAAAAAGAUUAUUUCAGCACAACAUUUUAUAGAGACGUAAUUGAUGAUUUUAAACAAUUAUAUGAAACUAAAGAAGGUUACGAUGCAAUUAUCAUUGCUGGAGAAGAACCAAAUAUUAAAGAAUUUCAUGUUCAUUCUUUAAUCCUUCGUGCCAGAUCUUCUUAUUUUCGUAGUGCUUUCUCUGUUAAUUGGGCUGAAAGAAACAAUGCUGGUUAUUUAGUUUUAAAAAAACCUAAUAUUAGUGCUUUAACCAUAGAAAUUAUUCUAAA